Metschnikowia bicuspidata var. bicuspidata NRRL YB-4993 is the source of this 1884-nucleotide messenger RNA. RefSeq names its product Sok1p (gene SOK1). Lineage: Eukaryota; Fungi; Ascomycota; Pichiomycetes; Serinales; Metschnikowiaceae. The transcript has 3 exons. The record is from RefSeq and is a predicted model, not a curated record. The coding region runs from base 1 to 1884 and encodes 627 amino acids.
AUGACGUCCCAGCUCAACAACACAAAUGAGAACCAGGAUCAGAUGCUACAGGAAGAAACCUUGCGCCCCGUCUUCUUCGAUCUGCCUUCCAACAGGGGCUCUGUCAGUGUGGGCUCCUCCAGCGAAAAAACAAAAAGAGCAAGGCUAGACGCUUCCGUGAUCACGCCGGACGACGCCUCUGCUCGGGACGCCGAAGUGCCUUCCUGCAACGAGACCCCCGUCGGGCUGCAUGACCCCAUCCCGCCCUCGCUGACUCCGCUAGACAUCAACCACCAUCGCCACCACGCACAACUCCACCACAGGCAUAUUCUCCUCCAGCAUCAUAUUCUCAGUGGCACGUCUUCCUUCAGCAAGUCCCCGAAGUUGUUUCGCCGCUUCCGCUCGCGCUCCUUGCCCAUAAUCAACUACACAUCAAGGACACAUGUUUUGGCAUCGCUCACAUCUGCGGCACCUUCACUUCCGCCUAUCAAUUUGCAGUCACUCAAAGAAAUUGAUUUGCAUGAAAUCUUGAAGAACCCUCAGUUGAGACAUGACAUUCUUUUCGACCCACAACUUCAAUUCAGACCAAACUUGGAUGGUGACAGGGGAAGAAGAAAGAAGUCUGUCAUCGAAAGAUACUGGGCAGAAAUCGAGAAGGAGUGCAAACAAUUCUUCGAUGCCAGUGUCGCCUCUGGGUCCCAACCCGCAAAGAUUCAUCGGUUACCCGCAUUGUUCACCACCUUACGCGAUAUCUUGAUGUCACUUUUGCCGGGCAAAGAUCGUGCUCCAGUCAACGAAAUCAUGGACAUGGAUUUGGCUGUGCAGCAGUUUUCCCAUGGCUCAUUUGAUUUUGUGGCGAUGGCCCACUGGCUCGGAGAAGUUUUCAAGUCUCAUUGCGCCCCCAUGAGAGAUCAAUGGGUAUCCGAUAUGAUUUCAAAAUUCCAGGAAGCAAGCAAUGAAAAUUCGGUAGUUAAGCUUGUUCAAGGUUUGAGGUCCAUUUUCUCCAUCUUGGAAGCAAUGAAGUUGGAUGUUGCAAAUCACCAAAUCCGUAUUUUGAGGCCUGUUUUGAUAGAGACUGCUGUCGAUUUUGAGAGAGACUACUUCAAUCAACUCAUCAGCCACUGCAAGAUUGACAUAAAGGACUCCUUGAAAUGGUUUGCUCAGAACUGCCUGAAAAUUUUGGGCGCAGAGAAAGAUAUCACUGUUGGAGACCACAAGUCCGUUCUCACCUCUUCCAUAAUAGAUCUCCUUUCGUGUCGCAACAUGGCCACUGAGUUCCCUUCCACUUUAGCAUUCGACCACACCAGAUUAAUUUUAUUACGCGCAGAUGUCAGGCAGUUGGUGUGUGUUCAAUUAUGUGUUGUUUUGUUCAAGCAACUAAUCUCAAGUUACGAGUCUGCCUCUAGCUACAGAGCUUUUAGUUUGCAAGUUGAAAACGUUACCAGAGUCCAAGAAGAGAUCUUGGCCAUCGUCACCGAUGAACAUGGAAAUGUGAAGUGGACGCGAAACAUCAGAGCAAUCGCGAUUCAGUUAGUAAGAAACGUGGUGAAUGAUCCAUCGAGCGCUUCAGUCCAGUCGACUAAGUUACCACAACCAUUGAUUGAUUUCAGUUACAAUUGGCUCAUCAAACAGAUUCAACCAAGUUCUGAUGUGUAUGGAUUGAUGGAGGCAAAAGUUUUCAAGGAUCUUAUUCACGAAGUGGGGCAAUCCAUGAAGUUUGAACCCACUGCGACGCAAUCAAACCUGGGUAUAAAGAUCGCAACCGGCAAGCUGAGCUUGAAGCACAAGAAGUCUGACUCUGAAAUGACGGGUAUUGCAAACAGGAUAUCCACCUUGAUGAAAUUUCACUGGGACGUGUUCGGAGACUUUUAUCUCGAGUAUAUCAAAGAUCACAAACAAUCCUGA